AGAAAUAUUUUCGGAGAGGAUGUCUUCAUCACCGUAGUUAUAACGCGUUUGAUCCGAUAGACUACCAGUGUCGUGUCACAUCUUCCUGUUCACGACCAUGAAGCGGCGUUCUUCUUCGCCGAACAAGGUUACGGGUACCACCAACCCAUCUUUUACACAAAAGGACAUCUUCGAGCUGCUUUCAGGUACUUCUUGAAAAGGGCUCGCUGCAGCUGCUAAAAGAUGUCCACAAAGAUGGGUAGAAGUUCGGGGUACCUCUAAGAAGGGGGGCGGCGUACUAGAGGCGGGCCUCAUCUUCCCGGCAGAAGAAGAUGCUACAGAAGAAGAUACUACGAGUACUGACGAAGGGAAAGAUAUGAAGCCAGAAUCUAUUAUCAUUCUCACACUGAAUGGUUCUGGUAUUUGGUAACCUGAUCGGGAGCAUAAGGAAAACAAGAGGAGAGUCCUUGUGAUCAAAUUCAGGCUACCAAAUACGAGAACCAUACCCACACUCGUCUACUUGGGAAACUUGAUAAUGAUAAUAGAUUUUCGCAGCUUCAUGAUAGAAGACUCACUCAGCUCGUCAUCCGCAGACUCCUCAAAUGCAAAUCGAAACGGAACGAUAGGAACAAGGCACAACCACAACCACCUUGGACAUCCACGUCAAGCAGGUGCCGCGAGAACAACAUCAGCUACUUCCACAGUUGUAAAUAGUAAAAGUUCUUCUGGUACUGGUUCACGCAGUAAUGUAAUACGUCGGCCGGCGCAUGAUCUUCAACAAAAUUUCGAACGGAAGCAUAACGAUGCAGUCAAGAAAAGCGACAAUUCCACUUCUGGCAAGUUUUAAGGCAACCGCUGAAGCACCCCCUUAGAUCACUAUGAUCCUUGGUUCGUUGGAACCUUUGGAAAAUUCGAAAAAAAGCAAGGGUAAUUACAGAUGAAAGACAAACAAUGUCAAUGUCAUGUUCUUUACAGCAAUUUAUCACAGAUGACACACAACAAGUGAGGAAAAAGAAGAACCCAGCAGGGACAUUAUGACUCUCUUCAAGAAAGAUGAUGCGAAGAAUGAUCCUGAGAGCGCGGUACCAAGCUCUAAAAGUUGUUUCCUUGGUAUACAGUACCAUUGCGCGGUGGCUGGUACCAAUUUUGUAGCAUAACCAUCAUCUUCUUCAACAAAUGGAUUCUGCAUCGGUUUCCGUAUCCGGUGGAAUUGACGUUAUGGAACAACUUCUACUAUUACGUAGAUAGUACUAGGGUUUUAGGGUUAGGUGGGUUUAGGGUUUGGGUUUAGGGUUGGGUUUAGGGUUUGGGUUUAGGGUUGGGUUUAGGGUUGGGUUUAGGGUUGGGUUUAGGGUUGGGUUUAGGGUUGGGUUUAGGGUUGGGUUUAGGGUUGGGUUUAGGGUUAGGGUUUUAGGGUUAGGUGGGUUUAGGGUUGUGUCGAAGAUGAAGAAGUGGACUCGAUUCUUAAAUCCUAUCCACUCGCCGGGACGUCGAGGAUCCUCAUGCCUACAUCUGCCGAAGUAGUAAGUGCCAUAUAAUCCACCACUUUCGGAUCAACCACCACAUCAACCACCACAUCAAGCUUAAUGUACCUCCACAUCAACCACCACAUCAAGCUUAAUGUACCUCCACAUCAACCACCACAUCAAGCUUAAUGUACCACCACAUCAACCACCACGUCAAGCACCUCCUUUCAAAUCUUUCUAAUGUCCAUGCUGGGUUCCGCCAUCCAGUUUUUCGUGUGCUGUUCUACAUUCUUUUAAGGCUACCGCUGAAGCAUCCUCAGCGUUUUCAGUGCUUCUUUUUCUACUUGAAAAAGAAGCACCUUGCAAGGAUAUUAUGACUCUACUCACGGAAGGAGAUGCGAACGCGGUGGCUCUAAUUUUUCCUAUCUUCCGGUUACCUCUUUAUGCGAAUGAUGUUUAUUCCAUCCUUUUUACGACCAUCGAGGCUCCCCCAAAGGCUCCUAAAUACGCUUCGAAGGGGACGAAGAGGGUAGCCGCCCCCGCGAUGGUCUGCGUAGAUGGAAUAGCCGCCAUCCAUACUCUUUUCCUGGGGAAGUGGGCGGGAUGAGCCUUUAGCUGCAUCAGAGGAGCCAUCGGGCCCAGAGGAUAGUGUGGAAGAUGAAGAAGUGGAGUCGAAACUACAACUGCUCUUAAGGCUCCUACUGCUCUAGUACUUCUAGAUGCUGCAUUUCUUGUUGCAAUGAAUUCUAAUCGAUCCUCCAAUAAGCCAUAAUAUCAAUCCGUACUUGAUGAUUUUUCUAUGUUUCUCCGGUCGAACCUGAUAGAUAACCUUUUCUUUUUCCAUAUUUCCCCGGUCUUUGUAUUUUCUAGUUAGGUCUGCGUGCUCCACCACACAUAUCAAUCCGUGCGAUCAUCCUUCACGCCAAUCCUAAUCGGUCGUUGGCAUUUUUUUGAGUACAAACUGACAAAGACAAAGUUGUAGCUAUUAACAGGGAUCCUCGAUGCUGUUGCUGGCGGGAAUGCGACUGCGAUGGUGGUAGCUCUAACACUCGGAGAUGGCAAAGAAGGCAAAGGAGAUGAGGAUCCUUUGGUGGAACAAGCAAGAUCCGCGUCAUACUUUCCUUGGGUGACGACGCAGAUUUUAGGAGGUCCGCAGGCGAUGGAGCAUCGCCACUACGGAGAGAUUGGCAAACGCUUGGUGGGUCUUGGGGUUUUCUUAUGUUCUGGAUGGAGUGUGGACAUAUCUUUCCGACAAUGACAUAAGAGGUGAGUAGAGGCUUUUUUUAGCACAUCGGGAGUUUGUCUUUAUACUUUCAAAUGAUAAUACUUCGGAAUCAAAGUAGAUUGAGGAUGAAAAGCUCGAUUGAUGCAUCUGCGAUCACAUGAGAGAGCACCUCUUCAUCCACCUUCACAAUAUAUUUCUAAUCUUCUUCUGCAUCACAGUGAUUCUAUCAAACUCCGCUUACGCCUUUCUGCCCGUCGGCUUUAUCCAGAUCAUGAAGCCGACUUGCUGUAUCAUAGGUUAUCCGAUGUCAGUUUUCCUCUUUCCGAGCUCUGGGGAAGACAGGUGGAACCCACACGUCGCACGCAUUCUCUGCGCUAUCAUCUGCUCUUUUCUUUUAUGGCGUAGCCAGUGUUUGUGGUCGUGGUCGUGCUAAGUAAUGAGAAUGAGCUGUGAGACAUCAGAACUACCAACACUGCAUUACGACACAGACGGACUCACGAGGACGUGGAAGUAGAUACAACCGCAGCGACUCACUAUAAUUGUUCUUGAAUGCAUGAUCUACCUAUUAGGACGUUCUCGGAUUUUUAUGAGUAUAGAGUUGGAGGGAGCAACUGUUUAUAUAUAGGUAUCAUCCGCAACUGUUUAAGUAUCUGAAUUUCGUGCUUGUGAUUUAUAUUUGUAGCGAGCGAGCUUGUCUAAGACUCCUCGUUGUAGUCUCCGCAGAUUUCGAUAUGAUGGUGCAGAACAGUGGUCAAGUCGGCAAAGCGUGGAUCCUCGGUUUCGCGCCAAGUUUUGGCAACACUGGGUUAUGAUUUCAUUUUGUCGGAAGACAUGAUGUUCAUGAAGCUAAGAGGUGGACAGAGAAGGUGUAAGUGAUUUUCUUACUUACUUGGUUGUACUUCUUGGAGACAAGUGUGUUCGUGUUGGGACAUCAUCGUGGUCCUGGUCUAACUGUAUCUAUCAAAUGGAGGACUGAAAAAGUGUAUCCUGUAGAUCAUGUAGAUCAUCAUCCCUACAGAAGACCUGCUCAAUCACUACAGAAGACCUGCUACUUCCUUCUAACCCCAGCAUUGAUCACUGCUGCAGUUCUGACUGCUGGGUUCGUGGUCCAAAUGGCGUCGCAGAUGUCUCAAGUCCUAGCUAUUUUCAUGCAGAAGUCACUAGUGCAAGGAGCCAAAGCACGAGAAACAAGUGACGACUUGGACGCAGCUAAGAAACAGACGAUGGACAAGAAUUCUAUUCUUUAUGGCUUGGUUAGAAAAAUGAAAAGUUUCGAGAUUGGAUUUUUGCUGGAAGUAACACCCCUUCUCCAUGGACAGAUUAAAAAAGCUUUUCCCGCAGAUUUUCCGCUGUCGAGAAGAUGGAUUUAAAUACAUUUACCUUUUUUUACAAGAAGAACGAACAAGAGUAUUAAAGUUGUACGUUUACUUUUUUACAAGGAAGAAGAACCUACCAACUGAACAUACAACAGAAGUAAAGUUCAAGUUCUAAAUCUUCCUGCUCAGCCAACCGAGCGCCUUAGUGCUUUUGACCGCGAUAUCCUAUGGAAUGCACUCGAGUGCGUUAUUGUUGCCUGACAGCGGAAUGCUGCACCCACAGACGGACUUUCGAGGCUUCCUAGAUUACAGUACGAAGGCUCAUGAGGAAAACACCCUUACCAUGUUGACUCGAACCCAGAACCGAUUAGACCUUUACCAUUCGCCGUACUCGCUGUUGUUUUUUCUACUUUAUGAAAUUAUAGGAGUUAUCAGCGCCAGCAUAUAAUCUGUAGGUGUGUAGUUUCGCUGCCCUUUUUUUUCACUUUAAGUAUGCUUCCUUGCAGCAAGGUUCCACUGCUCGUGGUUUCCACUGCUCGUGGUUUGUCAACUCAUACGCAAUUCAAAAAUUCGAGUUCCUCUCUUCUUAGUUCACUUAAGUUGAGGGGCUAGCUUGGCUUCAUUCACUCGUCAACAAGAUGAAUAUUUUUAUGAUUGUCAUGAUUAGUUGUGGGCCCCCACUUCUAAAUAGUACUAUUCCCCCACUUCUAAGAAUUCCUGGGUAACGCACUACUGGGGUUGAUUUUGCAGCAUUCCGUUCUAGCACUUCUAGAGUGCUCUUCUCCUCUGACGUACUUCGUGUUGGGCGUGAUGAAGGACGUCUUCGUUGUGCAGUUGUCAGCGUUUUUUCUAGCGGAGACGCUGAAUACUAUGCAAAUCGUCGGUUUCGUAUGCGUGAUCGUUUCGUUCAGCGCCUACACCUUCAUCCGAGAGACGCAGAACACGUAUUUUCACGCGGACAAUUAAGGCUUGCUGUCUCUUUAAUCGUGUACUACCUAGGUUCGUUUGAAAUGCCUUGAGUGAGAAGCAUCUAAUUUGAUACCUUGCCGUCUCAAGAAUCGGUUAGGUUUGAAAGACCUUGAGUGAGGAGAAGCAUCUGGUUAGUAUCCUGGAAGGUUUUUUUAUCAGGGAAACGGAAAGUGAGUGUAAGUAUGACUACCAAGAAGAUGCUCCCUCUCUAGGAUGAAGCAAAGUAGGUAUAAUUUGAAUUCCAUCUAAGACAAGGAAAGCUUCUCAGGUUGUGUCAAGGAUGCGCUUCUGGGGUCGGCGCCGAGAGUUGCAGAUUUUCUCGGUCUCGUAGAGGAAGUGAAGUUUCUGCCGCACGAUGACGUGAAAGGGGGGAAGAGCCAUGCAGUCGACACAAGUAAACACCAUUUAGUCGACAACAAGACGAGCCAAAAUGAGAAGGCGUCCGUGCCACCAGUGUCAUCGGGAUCAUCUAAGGCUACUUAUCAUGUAUACUAAGACUGCUUGAAGAUAUAAGCAUUUUACUACCCAAUUUUCGACUUCCACUUCACUAUCCACCGACUCUGUUGACAUCCAUGUAAAGACUGUGUGUCAGAGCUCUGCAGUCUGAGUCUUGUAACCAACGGCCUCCUCUGCAUACUUCUAAUCUCUCAAGAACUGUGACGAAUGCAACCACAUCAAGCAGUUGUACCAAAAUCCGCAUGGAAAUCAUGGAUAGCAACACGAAUGCGUCUGCGAUCCGUCAAAGGUUGUGGACCGUUUUAGUGCCGUUGUUUUUAAGGCGUAGGUGCUUGAGAAGAUUAGAAUGAAACUAACACUCUGACUAAUAGCAAUUAUACGGAUCCAGACACAUCAAGGGAAGUGUGGACCAAGGUAGUUGUAAAAACACAUCAAGUGAAGUGGGAGCCAAGGUUGUUGCCAAUGUCUUCGAGUACUACUUCUAUUUCGCGGAGAUUAACUAGGGUGAGGAAAUCUUCGGCAGAUUGAGGAACAGACCCACAUUAUCAAGUAGAAUAUAUAAGAAAUGAGGUGAAAUUAUGGAAAGAAGAGAGUGUGAUGGCUAGAAUUUAGAAGGCCGCCGCGCGUAUGGCCGCGCGCGACAACUCUAAGAUUGCUCAUGUCUGGCCUCGCGCUCUUCAUGGUAGUCGACAUUUACGCACGCAGACUUUACGCCCCAGAAAUUGAAGGAGCUGCCCAGCGGUCGGAGAAGCUAUUACGACGACAAAUUCUUUGAAAACCGCAUUCUGUUCUGGUUCAUCUUGUCUAAGUUUAAGGUGUGCCCACUGCCCGCUGAGUUCUUUGCGCACAAGAAAGCAGGAACAUCUUCUGACUUCUUUCUUUCUAAUUCUAAUUUUCCCACAGCAACGAAAAGCAGCAGUUUUGACUCGCGAGGAUUUGGAGGCAGAGGAGGCCCUUGAGGCCUUUGGCCCAAGUGCUCUUGCAACUGCUGGAGUAGCGCUGCCGAGUGACGAGUCUACAACUAGUCUCGUGGAUCUUGGUUCAGGUGGACUUCGUGGUAGUAUUAAGGUUUUGGUUUCAGAAAAUAGAGAGAGUGGUCAUUCCUGUGUGUUGUUCACUAAUAUCGUUCGAAAAGAACAUGUUUGAUAAGAUAUGUAUUCAUACCGUGGGAUAUAGAUAUGUCUUCAUACCGUGGGACGGAUAGUCGCCAGAGAGGAAGACGUUGAAUUAUUAGUCCCUGUCAGCAUAAGACUCAGACUCUUCAACUUCGAGAUUGCACUAUAUUUCCUAAUAUUAUAACGUCUACAUGCGCAUUACUGUCGUGGAAAGCUCUAAUGUCCUCGUCGGAGGCGCAGCAAAGCCGAGUAAACUUGGACUCAUCUCCACAGGAACGGAAGGCAGGACGGACGUAGAGCCUGCGAAGCAUGCUGCGAAGACCUCUGUGAAAGUGAAUCAUAGACAUGGAUAUCAUAGCAAAAGAGACUUUUCUGUUUUUACGGGUAGUACUUCUUCUUUCGCACAACGAAGCGAGAACAAGAUAUCAGCGCAGCAACAAGUAGAACGAAGGGGAGGCAACAAUACAUCAUCUACAUCUUCUUUUCAAGCAGUUGUAGGAGCGGAACAACAACAAGACGGCAAGCGUGUUUUUUGUUUUGUUUGGAGUUUGCUCAACAACGCGGCUGAGCGUAGAAGGUAUGAAUACACCCGAACCGAACUGGCGAACGUCUGCGACGGGCACAUCUUCUUCUCACCAGCACACGUGCCAGGACUGUCAUUAUGGAUUCUGCAACUUGACAGAUGGCUUCAAAAUCAAGCACAUUAAUUAUCGUGCAUAUAUUUAUAACUCCCCAGGACAUUAUCGAGAGGUGCGCCCCGGGUAGGAGGCGGAAAGAGGGAACCAUCGUGCGGGGCGGCGGUGGCGCAAACGCCACCGGGCUCCCCGGUUGAAAGUAACGCGAAAGCGCCCGGGCUGUUGCUUGUGUGUUGGUGUUCGGUUCUUGUGUAUCUACGUCUAGCCCGUUCAGAAUGAUCCCGAGCACCGCCCAAACGCCUGGCGGCUAUUUCUACGGUCACACGGGUGCCGUGGGUGUUCUACCGCUUUCAGCUGUUUGCCGUUUGUUGGUUGUCGUGGUUUUCGUGCUUACCUUGUCCAGAAUGAUCCGGAGCACUACCCAAACGCCUGACGGGUUUACCGUUGCGCGGGUGGGUCUGGUUUUCCAAACUUCUCGGCCGUCGCUUAGUUGCUUGGCCGUCUGCUUUUUUGUAUGUUGUUCAGAGUUCAGCUCUGACCUUGCUUUCAGCUUCGAGCUUUCAAGCGGCUCUCUCUGGGCUUUCGAUUCAGCUCCGAGCUUUCAGCCUUGGCCCCUCGGCUUUGGGCCUUCAGCUUUGGGCUGUCAGGUGUGGGCUUUCAGCUUGACACUUUAAGGCCCAGGGCUAACCAAUUCCCAUGCCUCUUUCAAUUUUUUCAGUUUGUUCAUUCAGGCUCUGGGGGCUUUGGCUUUAUAUUAUCGCGUAGGUUUUGAAUGGAUUUAGUGCCCAUCUGCGUGAAGUCAGGGCUAACCCCUUCCCGCGCCUUUCUUUCUUUCAAUUUUUUGGCUUCGAAUUCUAGAGCUAUAAGCUUCGGCGCUAUCGCGAAGGUUUUAAUUUAACUUUCUUUCACACGCAUCUGCGUGGGGUCAGGCCUAACCAAUUCCCAAGCCUCGCGCGCAGGCUCAUAAGCUUGCAAGCCCAUAGGCUGUCCAUAAGUGCCGGCGCCGAUACUGGUGGCGAUGGGGGUGGAGGUGAUGCAGGUCCGCCGAUCGGGUGGGGGGGGGUGCGUAGGCUCCUAAGUUCACAGGAAAAGUUGGGGAGAGUUGGGAAGGGUCGGGAAAAGUUGGGGAGGGAGAGCUGGGAAAAGUUGGGAAGAGCCGGGAGAAGCUGGAAAAAGUUGGAAAAAGCUGGAAAAAGCUGGAGAAAGUUGGAAAAAGUUGGAAAAAGCUGGGAAAAGUUGAGAAAAGUGGGGGAAAGCUGGAAGAAGUUGAGGAAAGCUGGGAGAAGCUGGGGAAAGCUCAGCGGUAAGAAGUUAGGGGAAGCUGGAAGAAACUUGAAAAGUUCGGGAAAAGCUGGGAAGAGUUGGGGAGAGUUGGGAAAAGCUGGGAGAAGUUGGGAAGAGUCGGGAAAAGUCGGGAAGAGUUGGAAAAAGUUGGAAAAAGCUGGGAAAAGAUGGGAAAAGAUGGAAGAAGUUGGAAAGAGCUGGGAAAAGUUGGGGAAAGUUGGAAAAAGCUGGGACAAGUUGGGAAAAGUUCGGGAAAGCCGUAAGAAGACUAGGGAAAGCCGUAGGAAGACUGGGGAAAGCUGGAAGAAGUUAGGGAAAGCUGGAAGAAGCUACAGAAAGCUGGAAGAAGCUAAAGAAAGCUGGGGAGAGCUUGAGAAGCUGGGGAAAGUUGGGAAAAGCUGGGAGAAGUUGGGAAGAGUUCGAGAGAGUUGGGAAGAGUCGGGAAAAGUUGGGAAAAGUUCGGGAAGAGCUGGGAAAAGUUGGGAAGAGUCGGGAAAAGUUGGGAAAAGCUGGAAAAAGCUGGAAAAAGCUGGAAAAAGCUGGAAAAAGUUGGGAAAAGUUGGAAAAAGCUGGGAAAAGUUGGGAAAAGUGGGGGAAAGCUGGAAGAAGUUGAGGGAAGCGGGAAGAAGCUGGGGAAGGCUCAGCGGUAAGAAGUUAGGGAACGCUGGCAGAAGCUUGAAAAGUUCGGAAAACCUGGGAAAAGUUCGGGAAAGUUGGGGAAAGCUGGGAAGAGUUGGGAAAAGCUGGGAGAAGUUGGGAAGAGCUGGGAAGAGUUGGGAAGAGUUGGGAAGAGCUGGGAAGAGUUGGGGAGAGUUGGGAAGAGUUGGGAAGAGUUGGGAAGAGUCGGGAAAAGUCGGGAAAAGUCGGGAGAAGUCGGGAAAAGUUGGAAAAAGCUGGAAAAAGUUGGAAAAAGUUGGAAAGAGCUGGAAAAAGUUGGAGAGAGUUGGGAGAAGUUGGAAAAAGCUGGGAAAAGUUGGGAAAAGUCGGGAGAAGUCGGAAAAAGUUGGAAAAAUUUGGAAGAAGCUGGAAAAAGUUGGAAAGAGUUGGGAAAAGUUGGGAAAAGUUCGGGAAAGCCGUAAGAAGACUAGGGAAAGCCGUAGGAAGACUGGGGAAAGGUGGAAGAAGUUAAAGAAAGCUGGGAAGAGCUUGAAAAGCUGGGGAAAGUUGGGAAAAGCCGGGAGAAGUUGGGAAAAGCCGGGAAAAGCUGGGAAAAGUUGGGAAGAGCUGGGGAGAGUUGGGAAGAGUUGGGAAGAGUUGGGGAGAGCUGGGGAGAGUUGGGAAGAGUUGGGAAGAGUCGGGAAAAGUUGGGAAAUGUUGGAAAAAGUUGGAGGAAGCUGGAAAAAGGUGGGAAAAGUUGGAAAAAGCUGGAAAAAGUUGGAAAAAGUUGGAAAAAGCUGGAAAAAGCUGGAAAAAGUUGGGAAAAGUUGGAAAAAGUUGGAAGAAGGUGGAAAUAGUUGGGAAAAUUGGGGGAAAGCUGGGAAGUUGGGGAAAGCCGGGAGGAGUUGGGGGAAACUGGAAGAAGCUGGGGAAAGCUGUAAGAAGUUAGGGAAAGCGGGAAGGAACUUGAAAAGCUUGCAAGAGCUGGGAAAAGUUCGGAGAAGCUGGGAGAAGUUGGGAAAUGUUGGGAAGAGUUGGGAAAAGUUGGGAAAAGCUGGGAAAAGUUGGGAAAAGCUGGAUAAAGUUGGACAAAGGUGGAAAAAGUUGGGAAAAGUUGGGAAAAUUGGGGGAAAGCAGGGAGGAGUUAAGGAAGGCCGGAAGGAGUUGGGGAAAGCUGUAAGGAGCUGGGGAAAGCUGUGAGAAGUUAGGGAGAGCUGGGAGAAACUUGAAAAGUUAGGAAAAGUUGGGAAAAGCUCGGAAAAGUUGGGAGAAGCUGGGAAAAGUUGGAAAAGUUCGGAGAAGCUGGGAAGAGUUGGGAAAAGCUGGGAGAAGUUGGGAAGAGCUGGGAAGAGUUGGGGAGAGCUGGGAAGAGUUGGGAAGAGUUGGGAAGAGUUGGGAAAAGCUGGGAAAAGUUGGGAAAAGUUGGGAGAAGCUGGGAGAAGCUGGGAAAAGUUGGGAAAAGUUGGGAGAAGUUGAGAAAAGCUGGGAAAAGCUGGGAAAAGUUGGGAGAAGCUGGGAAAAGUUGGGAAGAGCUGGGGAGAGCUGGGAAAAGUAGGGAAAAGCCCGGAAGAGUUGGGAAGAGUUCGAGAGAGCUGGGGAGAGCUGGGAAGAGUCGGGAAAAGUCGGGAGAAGUCGGGAAAAGUUGGAAAAAGUUGGGAAAAGUUCGGGAAAGCCGUAAGAAGACUAGGGAAAGCCGUAAGAAGACUGGGGAAAGCUGGAAGAAGUUAGGGAAAGCGGGAAGAAGUUAAAGGAAGCUGGAAGAAACUGGAAGAGCUAGGAGGAGCUGGGGAAAGUUGGGAAGAGUUGGGAAAAGCUGGGGAGAGAGAGCUGGGAAAAGUUGGGAAGAGUCGGGAAAAAGUUGGGAAAAGUUGGAAAAAGCUGGGAAAAGUGGGGGGAAGCUGGAAGAAGUUAAGGGAAGCUGGAAGGAGCUGGGGAAAGCUCAGCGGUGAGAAGUUAGGGAAAGCUGGAAGAAGUUAGGGGAAGCCGGAAGAAGUUAGGGAAAGCCGGAAGAAGUUAGGGAAAGCCGGAAGAAGUUAAAGAAAGCUGGAAGAAGCUUGAGAAGCUGGGGGAAGUUGGGAAAAGUUGGGGAAAGUUGGGAAAAGUUGGGAAGAGCUGGGAAGAGUUGGGAAGAGUUGGGGAGAGUUGGGGAGAGUUGGGAAGAGGUGGGAAGAGGUGGGAAGAGUUGGGGAGAGCUGGGAAGAGUUGGGGAGAGUCGGGGAGAGUUGGGGAGAGUCGGGGAGAGUCGGGAAAAGUUGGAAAAAGCUGGAAAAAGUUGGAAAAAGCUGGAAGAAGCUGUAAAAGGUUGGGAAGGUGGGGGAAAGCUGGAAGAAGUUCUGGAAAGCUGGAAGGAGUUAGGGAAAGCUGGAAGAAGCUGGGGAAAGCUGUAAGGAGUUAGGGAAAGCCGGGAGAAACUUGAAAGUUGGGGAAAAGUUGGGAAAUGUUGGAAAGGUUGGGAAAAGCUGGGAAGAGUUGGGAAAAGCUGGGAAAAGCUGGGAAAAGCUGGGAAAAGCUGGGAGAAGUUGGGAAGAGUUGGGAAGAGUUGGGAAGAGCUGGGGAGAGUUGGGAAGAGUUGGGAAGAGUUGGGAAGAGUUGGGAAAAGUUGGGAAGAGUCGGGAAGAGUUGGGAAGAGUUGGGAAGAGUGAGUCGGGAAAAGUUGGAAAAAGCUGGGGAAAGUGGGGGAAAGCUGGGAGAAGUUAAGGAAAGCUGGGAGGAGUUGCGGAAAGCUGGGAGGAGUUAGGGAAAGCUGGAAGGAGCUGGGGAAAGCUGUAAGAAGUUAGGGAAAGCGGAAAGAAACUCGAAAAGCUGGGAAAAGUUGGGAAAAGUUGGAAGAGUUCGAAAAAGUUGGGAAGAGCUGGGAAAAGCUGGGAAGAGUUGGGAAAAGCUGGGAAAAGCUGGGAGAAGUUGGGAAGAGCUGGGGAGAGUUGGGAAGAGUUGGGGAGAGUUGGGAAGAGUUGGGAAAAGUUGGGGAGAGUUGAAAAGAGUUGAAAAGAGUUGGGGAGAGUUGUGAAGAGUUGGGAAAAGUUGGGAAGAGUUUGGAGAAGUUUGGAAAAGCUGGGAAAAGUUCGGAAAGUUGGGAAGGUUUGGAAGUUCAUGAGUCAGAAGCGGAAGGCUGAGAGCUUGGGGGGGUGCUGUCGUUUCUGUCUUCUGCCGUUGUUGUUUUCGUGUGGUGUGCUGUGCUCUCUUUGCUUUUUUCGUGUGCUCUGUUUGCUUUGCUUUUUUCGCGGCUCGGUUGUGCUUUGCUUUUUUUGUGUUCUGUGCUUUGCUUUUUUCGUGUGUUGUGCUUUGCUUUUUUUUUGUGCUGUGCUUUGCUCCUCUCGCGUGUUGUGCUUUGCUUUUUAUUUUUUCCUGCUGUGCUUUGCUUUUUUUUCGUGCUGUGCUUUGCUUUUUUUUUGUGCGGUGCUUUGCUUUUUUUUCCUGCUGUGCUUUGCUUUUUUUUUUGUGCUGUGCUUUGCUUUUUUUUCGUGCUGUGCUUUGCUUUUUUUUCGUGCUGUGCUUUGCUUUUUUUUGUGCUGUGCUUUGUUUUUUUUUCGUGCUGUGCUGCAGUUUUUUUUUUUGGCCCGAAAUGUUUAGUUUAGAUAUAUAUGCAAUAAGCAUAAGUAAAGGAAGAUGUCAUUAAUUACAGGCUGACUUAGUUAUUUACGUAGUGCUAUCGCUAUGCUUCGAAGAAUGAACAUGACGAUCAAUAAAUGAGAAGAUCCUCCUCGACUGGAUGUGAAGAACCUUGAAGCUCUUUAAGGUAGAUCGAGGAAAAGGAUGCGGACGCGCUGAAGCUGUCGCAGCUUGAAUACGAUGACGCUGUGUCGAUGCGCAAGCGUGAGAUCUACGCACGCUUAGUGGAGUUAGGAGGACGAGCGGCCGAGAAUAAGGAUGCAGGAAGGAACAAGGACAAAAGGAAUUAUGGGCGUAGGGAAUUUUUAGAAGAAGAUAUUAUUUAUUAUUCUGUAAAAACAUUAUCUUCUUCCUUUGCAGGGAAUUCAUCAUCUCCAACAGAGUCUGUCAUAUCUGAGAGAGAGAGAGAGCAAGACGGUGGAAAAAGGAGACGCCCAGAUGAUGCUCGAGAUGAUUUCCCUCUCUAACCAAAGAACAAAAGCAAGAACUACAAGGACCAUAAGGAAGGGAAAAGGCAUCAAGGCACCAACAGCAAAGAUGGUAAGGCUAAGGAGAGCAAGAACAAGGAUGUCCACGGUAAAGAAGUGAAGAACAAGGAGGACAGCAAGAACAAGGAAGCUCUUAUGAACAAGAAAGCAUCUUCUAAGAUGAAGCAGACCACGAUGAGCAGGCCUAGCACAUCUAAGAAACUACAAGAGAAGAGUACCAGGAGUAAGAGCUCCUCUGGAGCAACUACUCCUCAAAAAAAGACGCUGCUUAGACACGAUAAUAACGCGAAGGAGAGGAGGCGGACGUCUGGCCAAGCGCCUCAUCGCGAGUUCCUAGAACAAAAAAGUUAAGGCUGUAGACAGUGUUGCUUUUUUUUGUGUGCGUUGUUAGUUUGAUGAUCCUUGCCUAUGCUGUCCUAAGGAUACUUCUUCCAAGUGUCCUAAGGUUGUUUGAUGAUUCUUUUUAGUACCAAUAAUUCAUCCAAGUCCUCGUGUCCUAAGGGUACUUUUUCGAGUCCCAGCAAAAUGAAAAUUGAUCAACGAAUAGGCGGCACUUUGCGUCCUGCGCUAACAAAGUCAGCACGAGAGCAAGGUAGUGAGUCUCGCUGAGGUUGAGGCGGCUGACGAUGCUGACCUAGAAGAAGACAGCUUAGCACUCGAAAUGGAGGAAGUAUUGCAGGAUGUUGACGCAAGACAGUAUCAACUAUUUGAGGAUCAUGCUGAUCAUGGUCAUGGAAUAGAUGUAGGACUAGAUGGAGUAGGAACAACGGGUAUGAAUAACCAUGCUGCUGGAGCAGGAGGACCUACGAUUUCCUUAGUACGCAGUGGUCAGGAAAUGGAGGACGGGUUGCAAGCUUCUAGUAGAAAGAAGCGGUCGGCGGAGCAAGUGAUCACAUCUCUACUGAACAGUGUGACCAAAGCAGAAAAGCUCAUGCUGAGUGACAAUUAUGACACAGGUUUCGACUUUCGAUGUUGUAGCCUAUCUUUUCAUGACGAUCGUCUAUGUCUCCCAAUGCGUGGACGCUACAGAUUGCGGCGGGUUUUUUCUGCAGCCUCCUGGUUGCCUUCGUUACUGUGUAAGUAAGACGAAAGCGCGCGCUUUCUCUAGUUGGCACCGUCGCCAUUUUGAUGGCUCAAGGUAUCAUGUCGCGACCUGCUACGCGCGGUCCUCUGCUUUUACCGUGAGAUGCUUGCGUCAACCCUCAUCCUCUUCUAUUCUAACCUCAAGUCCUGGAGGAUCUGCGCAGUGACACCAACAUGACGCAAGUGGAUGUGACUGUCUUAGCAACGACGAGAGCCGCAGUUGCGAGGACGCCGCAAGAAGUCGACGCAUUGCUUACCUGGGGCCAGAAAUCUACAGGAUCCGUGGAAAAAGACAUCAUCCAGUUGGACUUGAAACAUUUUAUGCAAGUAGAGUGGCCGUGGCCCUAUGAUUAAUGAUGAAAGAACCCUUUUUUUAAAUUUCCACCUUUCAGGAGCAGCAGAUUUAAUUUCUCUCGGAAUAUCUUGAACUCGUCUGGGAAAUCUUAGGCAGCUCGCCGAAUAGAUUCAAUUCGUCAUCUUGAAGAUCAUCAUCUUCGUAGGCUGCUGCACAGUUGUAGAUUAGACGUAUCUCUAUGUGCUGGGCCUCUUCCCCUAGUACUUCACUUACUGUAGCUUCAAAAUCUCCACGACUCCAUCCAUCGUUCAUAUACCUGAACAACGAUCCGAAGAAAAUCACGGGACAUCAGAAUAUGAAGGGGAUUUGGCCGUCAUUUGCAUGGAUGCUGAAAGAGAAGAAAAACUUUGCCCAAUUCAGCCACUUCUUCCUAGUGGAGACUGAUCACUUUAUCGUCUCCCGUACGCAGCUCAACAAGGCUAUUGACGCUAUAGUAUUUUUGUACUUCGUACUAGGACGUCCACUUCGGAGGAUCAUGGUUUUAGCUUUUUUAUAAUGCAGAGGACACAGACUGAAAAAUUUCCACUCCUUUUGGUUAAUAUUCCUUGUGUGUCAUGGUCAUGAAACAAAUAAAGCAAUAACAUCAAUUUUUUUCAACUUUUGAGUUUGAAGAUCAGCACAAAAAACACUCUUGUUACAGGAAGCAGCGGCGCAGAACGGGGGUGGGAACCCUACGGUAAUGAACUUCGGGAAUUCGGUAAUCUUCAACGCUGGAAGCGUCAGCUGCAUGGGAGACAAAUGUUACGGAGGAGAUUGAGUAGUGGUCAGUCUCAGGAGAUUUUUGGGUAGUGGUUCCAAUUUCUGAGUUGGUUCCGCUUUCUGUUGAGUAAAUUAAAAUUAAGUAUAUAAUUUCUGAGUAUAUCAACCUACAACGGAGAAUUUUCUUCUAACGAAUGAGUGAUGGAGUGGGUAAGGUCGCAAAAUAGAUCAAUCUGAAAGAACCAUCAUGAAACUGAAAAAAUCCCUUGUCCACGAUUGCAUUGCUUAUAGAUAGGUGAGGGUGUAGCUUUAAUAUCAGACACUCAGCAUUGUGAUCAUGAGUAUGGAACUACCCUCUAAAAUUCGGAGAGCCUGGGCAAGCUUCAUCCGGAAGCCACAGCGGAACAGGUAGCACAGGAUGAGAGGUCCAAGGAAGUAGGUGGAUGCCCUUUAAGAAAAUGCUAUAUUCUGGCUUUAUAAUUUCAUGUCUCUGUGGUUACAGUCACAGUCUCAGAUUUGAUGGCAUUUUUCAUACAUGAUGCACUCAUGAUGUGUACGAAGAAUGACCGGCUGGUUGUGUGUUUUUUUUUACGGUGUCCAAAGAAAGAUCCAAAGUUUAAAGUAGCAGGAUGAUGAUGAUGAUGAAGAUUUAGUUCUUUUCCAGAUUGGUAAGCGUAAGCGGGAGCUCGACUAGAUCAUCUAAGAGCCAACUUGUGCGAGCUCUUCAAGAACAGGGUCAGUAAUACUGUACCUUAUUACUCUUAAUGUGUGGGAGUGUGUUGAAUUAAUCUUUGCAUGAGCUACGGGAUGAACAGUGCUAGGAAUACUACCGCUCCUUGACUUCGUUUCCUAGAAUGUGCGCCUAGUGGCGGGGGGAACGGUACACCUCGACUUUUUCUUCUAAUCCUCGCUAUCUAUCCUGAAAACAUUAUCAAGGCCUCGUCUCAGUGCCCCCAGGACACGUUUUUGCAACAUCAUUUUGACAACUGGUUGUCAAGUAACUGCAAGGACUCCAGACUCAUCGGCGGGACCGGUUGCGGAGGUGUUAAGGCAAAGAAGACAUGAUAGACAACAUCACCCUACAGCUGUACAUCAUGAUGCUUAGCUUUUUCUUCAAGGAGAAAUCCUCCUCCCGCAACAUCCUACAACAUCAGGACCCUCCUAGGGUUUGGGUAGAAGGGGAGCAUCCUCCUGUUUCAUCCAUAAUGCUUAGCCUCUUCUUCUUCAAGGGCAAAGAAGAGGCUACAACAUCAUGAUCCUCAGCCUCCUUUUCAACAAGUACUAGCGAGUAAGAACUUAUAGUAAAUACUCAUCGAACAAGUACUAGUAGCGAGUCAGAACUUAUAGUAUACUGAUCGUCCCGCUGGUAGUCGAGGAGUACUACUAGGCGGGAUGCCAAUCAGUCAAUAGAAGCAAGUACUAUACUCAUACUACAUAGAGAUCAAUCAAUCAAUAGAACUAUUAACUAGUUGAUCUUGAAUAAAUCUUAGAGGUCUCCAAGGAUAUAGUUCUCGUCAUCCUUAGCCUGUUCUCUUUCAACCUUUCUUCAGAAGAACUAUUCAAGGAUAUCGCGUUGACUCUCAAGGAAGAUGAUGUGACGCAGAUGACGCAGUACUUCCAGAUAAAAACUCUAACUCUUAUUUCUAAGAGACUAGAUUCUAGUAGUGACGUAGAUAGAAACUCGUCUAACAAAGCGGGUACAUGUUUUCAGCUUCCGGCGCCUAAGGAGUGCAAGGCAGAUGGAAAAGAUGAUGCCGAUGGGUUUACCCUCACGAGGCUCAACGCCAAGGAAAAAGAGGGAUCGAUCGAGCAGGAUGAGCCCAAAUUGAUGAACGAGUUAUGGAAAAAAAUUUGAUGAUUUAGAUUGAACUCAAGUUCUUGAUGAACGAGCUAUGAAAAUUUUCGUAUUCGAGGAGUAACAGUAAGUGUACUGCCUGUAGUAAGUAGUGUUGCAGUUGCUAUUGUAGGCAGUGUUACUAUGUUGCUGCAAGAGUAAAAAAUAUCCGCCAGUCACACAGUUGUUACAAGCAACAACAGUAUUGCAGCUAUUACAACAAGUAAGUCAGCGGACUAAAAUCGUUCUCGUAUGAUCCGUAUGAUUAGGUAAGUACGGUGAAACAGCAAACUACAAGGCCGGUCUCUAUCUAAUCGUCCCAGACGGAGCUGCGCGCUAUUUCGAGUCAAUCGCACGAUAUUUCCGUGAAGGGGGUGGCAGAUAUCACUACAAGAAGAGUCUUGUUGCAAUGAGUACCUCUGUCGAGAAAAAACGUGCUUCGGAGGAUGUUCAGGAUGAUUCUGAGCAACAAGCACAAGAUGUUGUUCAACAACUGGGGCAGGAGCAAGCAGACGCAGGACGAGGUGGAAAUGAUAGCGACGUCGAGCAAGACGACCACGACCAGGACCUCCACUUGGAAGACACCUCCUCCGACUCUACAACUAACAAGCUUAUCAAGCUAAGUGAGGCAUCUAGACGCGUGAUGGACGCACCAACGGACACGAUGACGAUUAUGCAUAACCUGAAGUGCGCCGAGUCGCAUCAUGGUGUAGCAUUGCAGAUUCUGCCAUUUAUCGAAGCACAGACAGCGGAAGCAAACACUAAGGCACGAGAUUGAUGCUUGGAUCUUCUGUCUCUGAUAGAUUAAUUUGAGGCAGUCGUCUGUCAGGCUCAGGAUAGGUAGAGGUAGAGCUAGUGGUCGUCUUCACAAAGUCCUAACAACGAUGAUAGUUAAUAUACAUGAUAGUAGUCUUCAGAUGAAAGGUGAAGUUUCGAACCCGCUCUAAAAACAAGAAGCCAGCUCUUGCGGAGAUCGCACGGGCUUCACACGAACACGGCAGGGAAGUUUAUGGAUCAGAGUUGUAUCUAUUAGUUUGAGGAUCAGCAGAUUAAACGCAAUAAGCUCUUCUAAAGAAGCAACCUUAGCUACUUCUUUUAGAGCACUAACUCUAACUUUGUUUGUGAUUUAAAUUUAAAUUCAUUUAAGUUGAUCUUCUUCUUCAUGCUUUUGCACACGCGCACCUCCGAGGAAGACGGGGGCUGAGCCAAGGGAGCCACACGCAUUUUUCUUCCUGCAGAUGCGAGAGCAAGUCAAGUGCAGAGAGCUCACAUCCGGGACCGCCUUGUGUGCAUCCCUACAAAAAAUACCCGUAUAUUAUGAACAUGGUACAGCAACGUCAAUCUCAACCUUUUUUUGGAAAAUAUGGUACUAUAUUUUAGUACAACAAGAACGACACCAGUACUCGCAUGGAUAGGUGUGUGUCUGUGCUCUAAUUCGUCGUCGUUCCGUAGCUCAAAAGAUCUGCUCUAAUCCUCACACCUUUACGCUGUGGCGAGUUGCAUUAGGCGACCGCAUUCACCGCGCGAUCUAUCACCACACCUUGACGGAGUCUCAGUGCAACUUCAAAAGUGAAGACGGCCACACCGUUUGCUCCAAAGCGUUUGACAAAAUCGAAAAGCAGGACUUUUUGGAAGCUGUUACCAUUGGUACUUGUUGUACUUCCUCACUUUGUUUCUAGAGUUUCUUACAUAGAUGAAGCAGGUGUGCGUAUGAGAAUAGUAUUUUUAGAGGAUGAAUAGCAAGACGAGGAAUGAUAAUGAAUGUCUUUGAUGCCUAUUCAGUCCAUUGGGUUUACAUGUGAAGUCCUUUUGUUUCUUAGCCAUCUGGGAACACAAACAGCUAGGAGGAGCUGAACUAGUCUGGAUGGCUGCUCGUUGAAUGAGUUCAUGACCAGCAGUCAACAUACAUCUCAUCCUGAGGAUCCUUCCAUCCUCGAAAACUAUAUGGAAACAACUAAAAGACCUCACAGGUCACAAGGACGAUUCGAAGGAUCCGUGGUCAAAGUGGGUUGGCAAGUUUAGCGUCCCUCACAAGAACUUGGCUUUGCUAGAACACGGGAAAAGAGACAAGGGCAUGCAGGUGAAGAGCCUAUUCGAAGGCGCGAAAGCUCUUUCUCGAGUCGUCAAAAUGAACGUAGACACAGCACAGGACUGGGAAACACUGGAGGAAAACAUUGCGAAAGACGAAGACCUCCUUGGGAAAACGAGGUCUCUGGACUUGCAGGUACUUUGAUAAUACUAGUACAUCGUCUUAUUCGUGUCAUCAUUUUCCUAUGUGAUAGAAAUUGUAGCACAGUGAUAUAAGUACCCACAUCCACGACCCUAGAGUUUGUUUUUCUCUACUGACAAUGACAACCUUUCUUUGCAUACAAAAAUUCAACAAAAUUUCAGUUGAACUUUGCCGCACCGGGUAAGGACCUCAAGGGGUCCGUGCGUGACUGCUUGGAAAAGCGUGUGGCGUUGUUUGAGCGGAUGCUCAGUGUUUUCCCAGUCGCAACGUCCAAUCUCGAAGCACUGCGAAGUGAACUUAUGACGGCAUUGUGUGGCUGCGAUCAUUUUCAUUUGAAGUAGGAGUUACUACUAAGAUGAAGCUCCUUAAAGAAGUUCAACUUUUGACAAAUUAGUAGUUCGGUACUUCGCAAGGGAGUUCCUAGCUAUGGGUACUAUCUGUCCGAAGCCGAUGAGAUUCCUCGUGAUGAUCUGACGUGGUGGAUUCAGUAUAGUUCAUGUUUUUUCACCGUAAAGACGAGUAGCAGUGAUUAGUUCUAAUUUUGAGAAAGGAGACUUGGAGGACGAACCGGCUCUGCACCUGACGGGAGGCCUGAAAGUAGCAGCGAUCGCCGUCAGUCUGGUCAAUCCAAAGGCAAUUUGAGGUCCUUUUUGGGUUCAAAGGCAGAAUAGAUACAGGAGAUCGAGAGUGUCUGAUAAAAAUUGACAUCUAGCGAACUUGAUACAAACGUCGACAUCUAGCGAAUUUGAAAGAAACGACAUCUUUUUAAAUUGCGUUCAGAUUACUUGAAUUUUCAGAGUUAACUCAAAUUAUUUGCAGAAUCUAGCACAAAUCUGUAGGGCAAGAAACAAAGUCUUUUAUGCUUGUGGGCAAGAAACAAAGUGGUACAAGAAACUCAAAAACAAUUUCCAUUUCGCAUUGCAAUUUAUUCAGAAACUAAAACGUGUGUACCAAGUAGAUAAAGAAAAAAUGAGUACAAACUUAUCAUUUUCAAGAACUUAUCAAGUAACAAGAACCUCAAGAUAAAGAAUAAUCUGUGUACAACUAACUAUCAGAAUCCGUGUAUGUGCCGAGGGACCACGGUGGAGGAACUCAAGACAAAAAUCUAGUGAUUUGUAAAGCGCAAUAAGUGGCGUCAAAUUGAAAAACGACGAUGAUGAUUAAAACAUGACAAUGAGCUUCUUAUUCUUUUCCUAUCGGGGGCUGGAGUUUGAAUUAAACAUCUGCUUCACCUAGUACCUGCAGAGUCAUCGCGCAGCAUGUGAUACAUGUCUAGAAAACAAGUAAUAGAGUGCGGCAAUUGUGCCGCUCAUGAUUAUGCAAGUAUUAUCCUACUGUCUCUCAUGUCUGCUCUCAUUUAAAUAACAUGUUUCGUGUGCAUUUGACUUGCUCGUGUCGUAUUCUGUGUACAGCUAAGAAAAGUCGUCGUGCGCAGAUUCUCUGUUCACCGACAUCAUGAAGUAGCUGACAGUCAUUUUUUUGUUUCCAUUUUUUCGCUCGAAUCCAACCGAUCACAAACACAUACAUCAGAUACAGAUUGAUCUUAAUGCAUCACUAUCAAACCAUUACUUUCGCAUUACAGUAGGUUUCUCUAUCUGUGCAUUCUGUACCCAACUUCUCUUCCUGUCCGAAACACUGCUGCCAGGACUGCCAGCAUAGAUCAGAAAUACGC
Amoebophrya sp. A25 is the source of this 21012-nucleotide messenger RNA. NCBI's taxonomy places the organism in Eukaryota, Dinophyceae, Syndiniales, Amoebophryaceae. The record is from the annotation of a GenBank genome assembly.